Molecule: messenger RNA, 1184 nt
Organism: Oppiella nova
Lineage: Eukaryota; Metazoa; Arthropoda; Arachnida; Sarcoptiformes; Oppiidae
Source: the annotation of a GenBank genome assembly
CAAGCGAUACACAGCCAUACAAAUGGCUGACGUUUUGUUGACAUUUUGAGCCAUCGUUUUGUGUAUCUAAGACUCUUCAGCCACGAGUUUAACCACUAAUUAUCUCCACAUUUAAUCCACUGUUGUUGACAUCACCCGGACAUUCAUUUCCCAGAUAUAAUCCGCGAUGGGAUGCGACGGCGGGACUAUACCCAAGAGGGAUGAGUUGGUGCGGACGAAGCGGAAGAGGGAACGGGCGGACCGGUCGGUGCAAUUGGCGGCCAAAUGGCGCUCGUGUGCCAUCAGUACCGCAAAACUGGUGGAACCGGUCGUGUCGUGCGAGUUGGGCCGGCUGUACAACAAGGACGCCGUCAUCGAGUACUUGUUGGACAGGGAGUCGACGCCGAACGGCUCGCUCUGCGCGCACAUCCGAUCGCUCAAAGAUGUGGUCACUCUUCGGCUGACCGUUAAGUCCGACUUCAAUGAUAAGAAGCCGGAGAUCGACGGCCAGUAUAUCGAUGAACACGACUCGAUGUAUGUCUGUCCGGUGGUCGGCGUCGAGAUGAAUGGUAAAUACAAGUUCUGUUACAUCCGGUCGUGCGGUUGUGUGGUGUCCGAGAGGGCCCUCAAGGAAGUCAAGUCCGACGUCUGCCAUAAGUGUAACAAAGAGUACGCCGCGGAAGACGUGAUUGUCAUCAACGGGUCCGACGAAGAGGUGAAAGAGUUGGAGAAUCGCAUGAAUGAGCGCCGACUGAAGGCCAAGGAGUCCAAGAAGUCGCGCAAACGAAAGGCCACUGAAGUGGAGGUCACCGACGGCUCGCAACAGACCAGCGCUACAGACAUUCCGUCGACCUCUUCGUCGUCCGCGGCCUCCGCAUCGGCGCCCAAGACGUCCAAACCGGUGGACAAGUCGUCAAAAGACUAUUCGGUGGCCAAAGACCCGAUGGUCAGCGAGACAUACAAAUCGUUGUUCACAUCGCAUAAGUCGGCCAAAAACAGGCCGACCGCCCAUUGGGUCACAUUUAAUCCGUGCUAUAAUUGAUCCGCGAGUUCUUGUGGUCAGUGUAUUAUCACUGAAUUGUUUUCAUUAAAUCCUUUAAUUUCAUAAUCGACACUAAAAUUUGAAUUAAAAUAUAUGUAUAAUCUUAACAAUAAAUCUCAUAAAAUAGUUUUCUUUCUCUAAAUACAGUACUAUAUUGGCGACG